CGUCUACCGUCGGCCUGUGGUGUUCGUCUUCUCUGUCCUCCACCAUUCCGAUCGAGCGUUUGUUUCCUCAAGAAGAAAGAAAAAUAGAGACAAGGCAGCUCCCAAAACCCCAAUUGUUCAGCACCAUCCAUUCUUUCAUUCUUCCAAUUCUUUCUCUCUUUAGAGACGAAGAGAUCCCAUUUUUUUCGGACAAUCGCCCGUGGAUCUGAAGUGGCGGCGGCGGAAUGAUCUGAUCUCCCUCCAAAAUAACUAGUUAACUACUAAUUCAAUUCGAAAGGAGGAGCGGAGGGGAUCGGUCUCCAUCGAGGGAGGAUGAUGUCAACGAGGAGAAAAGGCAUGGCGCCGGCAAUGGCCAAGACGGCAUUCAUCCCGGUCAUAGAAUCUCCGACCGCCGCCGCCACCGCUACGGUGGAGGAGUGGGAGGUCCGGCCCGGUGGAAUGCUGGUCCAGAAGCGGGACCCCGACUCUGCCGCCGCCCCCGUUCCCGCGAUCCGCGUCCGCAUCAAGUAUGGCGCCGUCUACCAUGAGAUCUACCUCAGCUCCCAAGCCACCUUCGGGGAGUUGAAGAAGCUGCUGUCGGCGAGGACUGGGCUACAUCCCCAGGACCAGAAGCUGGUAUACAAGGACAAGGAGAGAGACUCCAACGCCUAUCUCGACAUCUCCGGCGUGAAGAACGGCUCCAAGAUGGUGCUGGUGGAGGACGCGGCCGCCCAGGCCAAGCGCUUUCUGGAGAUGCGCCGCCAGGCAAGGAUCGACAAGGCCUCCAAGUCCAUCUCCCAGAUCAGCCUCGAAGUCGACAAGCUCGCCUCUCAGGUGUCGGCAUUGGAGGCGAGCAUAUCCAAAGGAGGCAAGGUGCCGGAGAAAGAUGUGCUCAACCUCAUCGAGCUGCUGAUGACUCAGCUAGUUAAACUGGAUGGCGUCGUCGCCGACGGCGAUCUGAAGCUCCAGAGGAGAAUGCAGGAGAGGAGAGUGCAGAAGUAUGUGGAGACUCUGGACGUGCUCAAGAUCAAGAAUGCGCUGCCGAGGGCGGCCAAUCAGCGAACGCCCGCACGGCAACCGCAGAAGCAGCAGCCGUCGGUGGUGGUGACGACGAAAUGGGAGACGUUCGAUUCGCUGUUCUCGCCGACCGCCGUCCCCUCGACGGCGACGUCGGCCUCGGCCAGCUCGACCGCAUCAUCCGCUGCCACCCCAAGGUUCGAUUGGGAAUUGUUUUGAGUAUAGAAAAGAUAGACAGGAAUAAUCCGGUUAGGGGAAUCUUUGCCCGGCGUCGGGUGGAUGGACGGUUUCGUACGUGAUUGGGUUUGGUUGGUCUCCCCUCUAUUUUUUUCGUUUCCUUUUCUUUUUUACCAAUAAACCAAGCCUCCUCUACCGUUCUUUUACCUGUGUAUAUAUAGAAUGUGGAGGAGGUUUUGGUCUGUAAAUCUUCCCUAUUAGGGAAGGACGUUACAAAUAAAUGGGGUUAUGAUGAUGGAAAGCGAC
Molecule: messenger RNA, 1479 nt
Organism: Elaeis guineensis (African oil palm)
Lineage: Eukaryota; Viridiplantae; Streptophyta; Magnoliopsida; Arecales; Arecaceae
Product: BAG family molecular chaperone regulator 1
Biological process (GO): protein stabilization
Cellular component (GO): cytoplasm
Molecular function (GO): protein-folding chaperone binding; adenyl-nucleotide exchange factor activity
Source: RefSeq, a predicted model, not a curated record